AUGGAGGACCUCCCUCUUUCAGAGCGUCUUUCACGCUGGAAUUAUCGGCCUCGCUUCUUGUCUAAGACUGACGCCUAUCCUCGCCUUCUGUCAAGAGAAUGGAGGCUCAUAAACCCUUUAUUUCAGGCUGAAAUGUAUCGGCUGUCUGCGAAGAGUCACGCCUGGGUGCCUUAUAGUUGGCUUCCCCACGUGGGUCAGUUCACCAACAUGGUCUUUCUUGCGGCCGUUGGUCUCUGCCCUUACUUGCAUAGAGAUUCUUCCAUGAGACGUCUGUCCCUAGAAGACAAGGGUUGGGUGGACGUGCCUACCUGGUUGUCCCAGGUGUAUACUGAUGACGUCUUCAAGGCCGUGGAGGCCAAGAAGAAAGAAUCUUCAAAGAAGUCUGAUGAGGGGGCUUCUGGUGACGCUUCUAAGGAGCUCACCUCGUCGGCUACGAAGAAGCGUCCUGCCUCUUCAGCGGUGGCCCCUAAGCCCAAGCGACCCUUCUUUAAGAAGCCGGGCAGUGCUGAUGCUGCGGCGAAGCCGCCGGUGAUGAAGCCGUCAACCCCUCUGGCUGGGGGAGAGAAAGCCCCUGUUCCUCAAUGGACCGAUCUUCCUCCUGAACCAAAGGAGGCGUCUCCAAAGGCGGCCAACGAUGGUUGUUCCGCAGCCAAAGCGACCGCUACUGGGACGGGCGCUGGUAAGGUUGAUGCGCCUGGCGCCGCUGCAGAUGUUGGCCAGGCUAUUGCUUCCUCGUCGAGAGAGAGGAAGGGCAAGGAGUCCAAAGACCCUCCUCCUGCUGGGGAUGUGUCAAUGCCUCCGCCGGCUCCGUCGACUGGUGAUAUGUUCAAACGGAUGAGGCGGGCCGAGGUGGCGAAUAUUCCCCCAUCUGGUGGGUUUAGCUCAGAGGAAAAGGACAAGAUCCUUUCGGCCGUCUACGAUGCUAUUUAUGAGGAGUAUGUGAACUCUCUUCCUGGAAUUGACCUGGGGUACUUUGGGGCCAUGCAGUCCCUCAUACUUGACCUCUUUAUCCGUUGUGCCGAGGGUAGGCAUUACCGCUUUGACAUGCACCAAGAGAUGUUGAAGCACAAAGACCAGAUUGAGAAUCAUGAGAAGUAUGCUGAGAAAAAUUAUAGGGAGAUCAAUGAGGACGCGGAUGUCCAGAUCAGGUCGGAGACGGCUGCCCUGAGGAAGGCUGAGGAGGAUGCCCAUAAUUAUGAAAGGACGCUGCUGGAGCAUGAGGAGAAGUUGACUGCACUAAGGACGGGGUAUUCUGCCGUCUCGGAGUGAGUCACCAACUUUUCUACCAAGGUGGACGCCUUGGAGAAGAAGCUCAAGGCCACUCAGGACAAGAUUGAAACCGUGCGGGGGCAAGCCGCUAGUUUUUUCAAGCUUGGGGAGGAGUCCAUUCUGGAGAAUGCUCGGCGGGCUUGGGAUCAGUCAAUGGAUGGGAAGGACUUUUCCUGGUUUAGACGUCGGAUUUCGUACCAGAUGGCCGUCUCGGCUGCUCGACGCCUUGGUCUUGAUCCUCCCGAGUUUUUUAGUGAGGGGGAGGAUGAGGACGCAGAAGAAGAGGAGGUGAAUUCUUCCGAAGAUCAGAACGUCCAGGACGGAAGCUCGACGGCCCCUCAUCCGUAGACUGUUCUUAUUUUAAUGAUAGUUUCUGUAGCGCCGUAGGCGCUUGUAAUAACAUUGAUGCCCUUGGGCAUUUAUUCUUAUUUGGGUUUGUUGCGCCUUGUGCGCAUGUAUGAAUAUUUUCUGCCUCCUGUGCACUUGUG
Molecule: messenger RNA, 1757 nt
Organism: Spinacia oleracea (spinach)
Lineage: Eukaryota; Viridiplantae; Streptophyta; Magnoliopsida; Caryophyllales; Amaranthaceae
Exons: 5
Coding region: 1-1269 (422 amino acids)
Source: RefSeq, a predicted model, not a curated record